This is a messenger RNA of Grosmannia clavigera kw1407, 2451 nucleotides long. RefSeq names its product c6 zinc finger domain containing protein. Lineage: Eukaryota; Fungi; Ascomycota; Sordariomycetes; Ophiostomatales; Ophiostomataceae. The transcript is spliced from 7 exons. The record is from RefSeq and is a predicted model, not a curated record. Bases 1 to 2451 code for a protein of 816 amino acids.
AUGGUCCCAGGUCUACCCCUCCUACAAGCUGAAGCGGCCAGGCAUGAUAGAGGCUUGUCAGCCCGCAUAAUACUCCAUGCAUUCGUCCCGGUUCUGACUUGCCUUCUCCUACGAUGGCGAGCAUCACUUGCUAUAACCUCCCCCACCGUGCGACUUCUGUAUGCCGACGCGCUGACCGACACCUUCUUUGUCGGCUGCAUAAUUUUUGCGCUGCUGCUGCUGCUGCUCGCCGGCGCUGGAAUAUUCUCAGGAACACAGGCGACGGAAGCUAGCACUGUCACCAAGCUCAAGAAAGGCAUGGAUAUUGCGUUCGCAGGCGUCAGCACGAAGAUCGGUGCUUUCUGCCUCUUUUCCAUCCCAGCCAUUCGUUUCCGCUCCGUGAAAGGCAACAAGCUCUUCACCAUCGAUAUCAGCCAGUAUCAGUUUGAGUCCCGCUGGCGGAUGCUGCUGUAUGUUAUCAACGUCUUGUACUGCAUUAUCAUAUCUGGUCUACCUACCGAGAAGCCGAAGUUGCCCUCGGCAAAAGACAGUGUGCCGAGAAGCACGACUGGUGCUUUUUCGGACUUGCGGGAGCAGAAAACGAAGGCAUGCAACAAGCUACAGCCCGAAUGUUCGCAAUGCACGCGGGCUGGCAAGAAGUGCCCCGGCUACCGAGACCAGCUGUCGCUGAUGUUCCGGGACGAGACGGUCAAAGUGCGGAGCAAGUUCCAAGAGAUUCAUCCUCGCGGCGGCCCGGCGACCGCGUCGUCCUCAGCUUCCACGUCAGUGGCCAGCACCAAAGAUGCGAAUGCCCUGCUAGUCACUCCGGAGGCAUCUUCCUCUGGCACACUGGGACGGUGGCCAAGAACCACGUCUCGCAGCGGGUCCAACCAGGUUGACAGGCCCUUGGUCAAGGAAGAAGACGGAGACGACAGAACAGACGAGAGGGCCAUAGCAUGGUUAGUGGAGACAAACAGGGAGAGCAGGCGCCUGUCCCAGACGCCGGAUAACCUCGCGAUUGUAUCGGGCCGCAAGCCCUGUCCUCUGGCGGUGGGACCGCAGACAACGAUGGCCGAGCGCGGGCUGCAUUUUUACAUUGGCAGCUACAUGUACGGACAGGCGCAUGAGCCAUCAGACUCGGCGCUGCUCGCGAUCGAGUACCCAUGGCUGUUCCAGCCAGCGACGACUUCGCUCGUGUCGGCUGUAGGCCUCGUGGCUAUGGCUAACCUGACUGGCGACAAGGAGCUACGGGACGUGUCGAGACAGCACUACCUGUCUGGACUGCGGCAGACGAACCAGUCGCUGAUGAGCGCGCGGCUGCAGGAUAUGGAGACAACGAUACGUGGCAUUGUACUAAUGGCCAUGUUCGAGGUCGUCCGGGGCGACAAUGAGUCGUUUGAUAUUGCCAGCGUACAUGUCAAGGGCGCCGCAGCGCUUAUGCGCAACUUCCUGCCGCUGCUACCACCGGCGGCACAGCCGUUCCGGAGUCUGAUGCAGUAUUGCUUUUCCUUGCUAAUUCCAUGCUAUGCGACGGGAGCUCGCAUGCCACCAGUUGUCCUCGACUACGUCACGGCUGGGUCGCGCAACGUACCGGCGAAUGAGCGAGCGAUCACAGAGCUGUUGGUGGUGGCGGCUGGCUUCGUCAAUCUGUCGGCGCACGUGAGGAGUCACGUGAUUGCAGAUAAUAUGGCAUCAACAACUACCUUGAUAGCAAAGACACGACAGCUGGAUGCACGGCUGUCUGCAUGGGAGCGCAGUGUACUUACGUCCAAGCAAUGGCAAAUGGAGUUGUGCCAGACGACGGUGCUGCCGCCAGAUGCCUGUUUCGGCGGGCAUUUCUACCGCUAUGCCGACAUGCCGACAGCCCGUAUGUGGAGCUACUACAGAUGGGUGCGGAUCCUGAAUAGCGAGCUGCUGCUGGACAUGGCGGAGAAAUGUCCACAGUCAGCAGAGGCGGCGAUGCGUGUGCCAGUGGGAACAGGGAGACCAGGAAGCUCUGACAUCGAUGGCAACCAAGACGACCCAGACACAGGAGACAAGACCUUUGACUGCCUGCGGGCGCAUCUCCUGCGGGUCAUCCGCCGCAUGGCCGAGGGGAUUCUGGUCAGCACGCCCACAUUCUGGCGACACCCGCGCGUGCCAAGAGAGGUCUACGACGCGCUGACAGCGCCGACAACGGUCCCGCCGCGCAAGGCCGGCGCCGGGGCGGUGGGUAUGCCGCCAUUGCUAUUCCACCUGCAGGCGGCUGGCUGUGGGCGUGGGGUGCCCGAAGCUCAGUGGCGAUGGGCACUGGCCGUGGUCGAAAUGGUGUGGGCGAAGCUGGGCAUGCAGCAAGCGCGGAAGAUAGCUGACGCCAUGAGGGCAAGCCGGCAUGGCUGGCAGGGGAUGCCCAAAAGAGAAGGCCAAUGGGACGUAGUCUCUCCUUUUGACUCACAAUACAUGCGGACAUGUACCACAGGAGGUGUUGAAUAG